Molecule: messenger RNA, 3077 nt
Organism: Zalophus californianus (California sea lion)
Lineage: Eukaryota; Metazoa; Chordata; Mammalia; Carnivora; Otariidae
Gene: PCSK4
Product: proprotein convertase subtilisin/kexin type 4
Exons: 15
Coding region: 151-2715 (854 amino acids)
Biological process (GO): peptide hormone processing
Cellular component (GO): Golgi membrane; trans-Golgi network
Molecular function (GO): serine-type endopeptidase activity
Source: RefSeq, a predicted model, not a curated record
GAACAAGUCCGGUUGGACCAGGCAGGAGGCAGGGCUGAUUCAAGGAGGAGGGGUGUGCAGGAAAGCGGGCGGGGCCAAACAAAGGGGCGGGGCCAAGGCUAGCAGCCGAGAAUCCGCUCCUCUUGGUCGGAAGAUUUGGUCACUGUACAAAUGGGGGAGACUGAGGCUCCAGAGGGUUUGGAUCUGCGGAAGACCGGGGCGGGCCUUUGUCCCCCCCGCCCCGACCUCGGCCGGAUCUUCGCGCUCCUCAAGGGGGAGCCGCAAGGCCCUCUGGGAGUUGAAGCCUUCCAGGGGUUGCUAUGGCCUCGGGGGCGGGGCGGGCGCCUGGGACUCGGCGGUUUGGCCAGGGGGAGGGGCUUUCGGAGGCCCCGGCCCGGCCCCGCCCCCGCCGCCAUGCGGCCCGCCCAGACUGCGCUCUGGCUGCGCCUAGUCGUAGCCCUGGGCCUGGCCCUCGUUGGCCCCCUGCCUGUGGGGUGGUCCUCGGCCCGGGCCCCCAUCUAUGUCAGCAGCUGGGCCGUGCGGGUGUCCCAGGGUUACCGGGAGGCCGAGCGCCUGGCGCGCAAAUUCGGCUUCGUCAACCUGGGGCAGAUCUUUCCUGACGGGCAGUACUACCACCUGCGGCACCGGGGCGUGGUCCAGCAGUCCCUGACCCCACACUGGGGCCAUCGCCUGCGCCUAAAGAAAGACCCCAAGGUGCAGUGGUUUGAGCAGCAGACGCUCCAGCGGCGGGUGAAGCGCUCGGCGGUGGUACCCACAGACCCCUGGUUCUCCAAACAGUGGUACAUGAACAACAAGGUGCAGCCGGACCUGAACAUCCUGCAGGUCUGGAGCCAGGGGCUGUCGGGCCAGGGCAUUGUGGUCUCUGUCCUGGACGAUGGCAUCGAGAAGGACCACCCGGACCUCUGGGCCAACUAUGACCCCCUGGCCAGCUACGACUUCAAUGACUAUGACCCAGACCCCCAGCCGCGAUACACACCCAGUGAUGACAACCGGCACGGGACCCGCUGUGCUGGGGAAGUGGCAGCAAUGGCAAACAACGGGUUCUGCGGCACAGGCGUGGCCUACAAUGCGCGCAUUGGAGGCGUGCGCAUGCUGGAUGGCACCAUCACGGACGUCAUCGAGGCCCAGUCGCUGAGCCUGCAGCCGCAGCACAUCCACAUCUACAGCGCCAGCUGGGGCCCCGAGGACGACGGCCGCACGGUGGACGGCCCCGGCAUCCUCACCCGGGAGGCCUUCAGGCGCGGCGUGACCAAGGGCCGCGGUGGGCUGGGCACGCUCUUCGUCUGGGCGUCGGGCAACGGCGGCCUGCACUAUGACAACUGCAACUGUGACGGCUACACCAACAGCAUCCACACGCUCUCGGUGGGCAGCACCACCUGGCAGGGCCGCGUGCCCUGGUACAGCGAGGCCUGCGCCUCCACGCUCACCACCACCUACAGCAGCGGCGUGGCCGCGGACCCGCAGAUCGUCACCACAGACCUGCACCACCAGUGCACGGACAAACACACGGGCACCUCGGCCUCGGCCCCGCUGGCUGCGGGCAUGAUCGCCCUGGCUCUGGAGGCCAACCCGUUCUUGACGUGGAGGGACAUGCAGCACCUGGUGGUCCGGGCGUCCAGGCCAGCACAGCUCCAGGCUGAGGACUGGAGGACCAACGGUGUGGGGCGCCAAGUGAGCCACCACUAUGGCUACGGGCUGCUGGAUGCCAGGCUGCUGGUGGACAUGGCUCGAACGUGGCUGCCCACACAGCCCCAGCAGAAAUGCGCCAUCCGGAUCAUACACACCCCCACCAGGCCCGCAGGAGGGGCCCUCACCCCCCACGCCACCCCUAGCCCCAUCCUGCCGCUGAUGCAAGUGAGGAAGAAUGUGUCGGCCUGCGCUGGCCAUGCCAACUACAUCCGCUCACUGGAGCACGUGCAGGUGCAACUGUCACUGUCCUACAGCCGCCGGGGGGACCUGGAGAUCUCGCUCACCAGCCCCAUGGGCACCCGCUCCACGCUCGUGGCCAUCAGACCCUUGGAUGUCAGCAGCCAAGGCUACAACAACUGGAUCUUCAUGUCCACCCACUUCUGGGACGAGGACCCGCAGGGCUCGUGGACUCUGGGCCUGGAAAACAAGGGCUACUAUUUCAACACAGGGACUCUGUACCACUACACGCUGCUGCUGUAUGGGACGGCCGAGGACAUGACGGCGCGGCCCCCUGGCCCCCAGGUGACCAGCAGCGCGUGUGUGCAGCGGGACACAGAGGGGCUGUGCCAGGAAUGCCACAGCCCCGCCUACAUCCUGGGCCACCUCUGCCUCUCCUACUGUCCCCCGAGGUACUUCAGCCACACCCGGCAGGCAGUGACCGCUGGGCCGGGGCACUCGGCCACACCCGCCCUGCGCGUCUGCUCGAGCUGCCACCCCUCCUGCUACACCUGCCGCGGCGGUUCCCCACUCAACUGCACGACCUGCCCCCCUGCCUACAUGCUGGACGAGCAUCGGGGCUCCUGCUCGGGCCCUGCCCCUCCCAACAGCACCCCCUGGCCCACCGCAGUGGCCCACCCCAGCUGCCACCAUGGCCGAGCCCAGGCUGCAGUCCUGGCCUUGCUGGCCAUGGCCUUUGGGAGCCCCUUCCUCUGCAGCGUCCUCUCUGUAGGCUGCCUGCCACCAUGCGGGGGCCUCCCCCAUCACCACCCCAGGUCCGGCUGCUGGCAGGAACCUAGAGACAUCUGACGAGGGGCCAGGCACCGCUGUGCUGCUCCUUUGCUUCAGACUGGUACCCGGGCUGGGGCUGCGAGAACCUGCCCUGAGAAGGCUCUGGCUGAUCACUGAGGCCCUCAGGCCAGGGGCGGCCUACAUGGAACCGUGGACCUGAAAUUGGCAGGUCCAGGGGAAAGAGAGAGAGAGAAAAGUCUAGUUACACAGUUUGGGGUGGGGGUGGGGUGGGGUGGGGCAGAGGUCAGGCUGUGACAACCAUCCCUUCCCAGCCCCAGAAGUGGGGGGGAGGGGCAAGGGGAGCAAAGACACCAUCCAGAGUCUCAGGCACCACGUCCGACCUCAGAGUUUGCAAAUAAAGGUUGAAUAGGAGGUGCCAA